UCAGUACAAUCUCAUUUGAUAAUUGGAAAGUUCUCCAAAAUACAUUUCUAUCACAAAGGUUGAUAUUUGCUGAUUUUUAUUUCCUUUUCUUUGCACAGCUGGUUUGUGUCUCUUAAUUUAGAUAUAGAACUUAGUUCUCUUGUCCUCUGACAGAAGGUCUUGAGUUAAAUAUGUCAGGCAAUCACCACAAAAACUGGGAAGUUGGUUUUGUAUUUAGGCAAAAUAAAUGGUGGACUGUGAAAGGAUUUUACUGCAUCAGGAGCUCUGUGUUCUCACAGGGGAUGGAAGUCUCCAGCUGCCUGCCAUAAAAGUGUUCCAAAGGACCAAUGGUUUCAGGAUUUUUUACUAAUCUUAGACACCAAUCAUCUGCACUUUAAUUGUUGCUGCCUAAUUAACCACUUUCUCAUUUUCUUUUGUAGCAACAGCAGUUGCUGAGACCUUCUCUUCUCAGACCUGAGGAGUUGAGUAUGGAGUCUGGCAUUGAUCCAGGGCAGGAAUACUAUGGCCAGGAUUACUACAGUUAUGAGCACGGGUACGAGCUGCCGCAGUACGGGAGCCGCCGGCGCCUGCUGUCCCCGUCGGGAAUGUACGACGAGUACGGCGAGGUGGUGGUGGAGAGCGACGGUGGCUACUACUACAGUCCCCACGGGCCAGCAGCCGAGGAGUGGGCCAAGAAGAAGAGGAUCAAGUUGGUGGUGGACCCGGAGUACGAGACCAGCUCCACGGGCGAGGAGAGCGCUCCCGACUCCAGCCAGAGGAACCGGCUGAGCAACCCCGGCUUCCAAGCCAACGGCAGCAGCAACAUCUACGUGGCCCAGAACGGCUCCGUGGUGCGCACCCGCCGCGCCUGCCUGGGCAACAAUUUAAAAGUCACCUCCCCAGUGAGGCUGGGGAAGCAGUUCAAGAAACUGGACAAGCUGGCGGUGACGCACGAGGAGAGCGUCCCGCUGAACACGUUGUCCAAGGGACCAUCCCCCGGUGACAAAAUGAACUCCAGGCCGUGCAGUGUGUCCUUUUCCUCUACUAUAGGGGCUGAAAAUGUAGUGACAAAGGCUGGGGCGGCCAAACUGAAAAGCACAGACGAGCAGGAAUCGGUUGUUGACCACGAGGAAGCCAAGGAGCCCUUGGAGUCGCACAGUGAACACACACAGUCCGACGAGGAGGAGCUCUGGAUGGGCCCUUGGAACAACCUCCACAUACCAAUGACAAAACUGUGAUUUUAGUUGAUUUUUUUUUUUUUAAUUUUGGUUUUUACUUCGGUUUAUAAUAAACUGCGCUUUUUAUUGUCACCCAGGGGCAGACGUACGGAGUUUGUAUGGUGCACAUCCGUUGUCCAUGACAAACGGCACGCUUUAAAAUUCCCAGACAAAAUUUGCACUCACAUUUGGACCGAUCCAUUGUCCUCCCCAGUUUUGACAGGCUCCCAUUUCACUAAACACUACUUGGUUUCAAUUAAUGAGUUCUUUUUGGAUCUGGAGUUCUUGUUUAAUAAACAGUAAACUACUAAUAAAUGCACAGCCCCCAUUGGUUUAACCCUCCAGACAGCUCUACACCUGCCUGGCUUUGUUUUUCUGUAUGGUACUUGUGGCUCUACUGUCUAGAUUUGGGAAUUGUCUAUUUAUGUUCAAGAUUGAUAUCCGGAGCUCUGCCUUCUGACCUCAGAGUAAUAAAUUAAAAAUAAACCCAUCCAAGUCAAUGGAGCAAAUCCUCGGCUGCUGCUGGAAUUUGAGUCCCAGUUCCAAAGUCAGAGCAAUUUAUGCAAACAACGCCCAGCUGGCAAAGUUAUGGAAUCAAAGUUCCUGAGAUUAUAGCACUGCCACUUAGAAAAGUGCAAGAGAAGCUGAAAUAAGAUAAAAAUACAAAAGAGGAAGGCAAUGUAUAGCAAUUAAUCUUAUUCAGAGCUACCUGGCCGUGGUUUGUUCAUUUUCUUUUGUAAAUUAGCUCAUUCCAAUUUUCUUCUCCGGUCAAUUUUUCAUCUUUUCAUCUCUUCCCACAUCAGUUGUGUUUGCUUCUUUCCAUGGUCUCUAGCUCCAGCUUUUGUGCUCUAUCAGUAAUUGUCAUCCUAUGGCUGUAUUCCUCUGGAAUAAAGCAGGAUGAUCCAUGAGCCUGUGACAGUGGGAGGCACUAAAGAGGAGUUAAUGGGAAGAGGAUGGAUCCAUUCCCAAGCCCAGUUGGCUGGUGGGUUAAGCAGUGCCAUCACCAUUCCACUCUGCUAACUGAACACAAAUGUGCUGAAAAGACAAAUGGAUCCCACAGGGAAAAGGAGAAAAGGGGAAUAUUUUAUGAGGUGAACGUGCACAGACAGAUCUGGGAAGGGCAAAGGGUCUCAGGACACACACACACACACACAGAGUUGUUUCCAAAACUUAUAGUACCCAUUACCUGUGAAAUACACGACAUAAAUUCAGGCACCUGGUUACAAUUUCUGGUUUUACCUUGAGGUUUUGAGUGUGUUGUCACAGCUUGGGCAGGGAGCUGAGAAUUUUCACUGUUUGGUGUCACCAACACCCAAAAAAAGACAAAGAAAAGUGGUUUUCUCCAGUAUGAAGCAGCAAAAGAAAAAAAAGCAGAACCACGUUCACCUGAGAAAAGUGUCCUGUUGUGUUGUGCAAACUUUUUUGGGGUAAAACCAAACCAAUUGUGAGAACAACCUGGAUUCCUCUGGAAAGAUUGGAAGAGCCAGCAGAUCAAUGUGUGUAACUGGCAAGGAAGAGAUUGGCAGCACCAUUCUCUCCCCUUUCAGCUGCUGAGGCCUCACCACCAGGUCUGGGUGAGGAUGGACCUGCUCUGGCAGUAAAAGGACUUGGUGCUGCUGUGGCUGUGUUGGGUUUCCCUUUGCCCAGGCUGUCCCCCAGCAGAUCCCUGGGAAUGUUUGUCUUUGGGAGCUGUCUGCAAUGUGCUGUCCAUGUGACUUCUCUGUCCAAUACCUCCUUCUCAAGCUGAGGUUUCUGACCAAAUAUUCUGAGCAAUGGUGCUUGUUUUCAGGCAAGAGAAAUGCACUGUAGCCUCUCACACGUGGGGAAAACAAACCCACCAGAUGUUUCUUUUCCCUGAUUCCUUUUUCUUGGCAUAUUUGCACUUGGGACCGGCGCUAAAACAGCUGUUUGGAGUUAAGCUGGAGGCUGGACAUACAGAUAAGACUGAUGGAAGAAAGAAAAAAAAAAUCUAUUCUUUGAAAUAAUGAGUAAAAUGUUAUAUUUUAAUCCUG
This is a messenger RNA of Agelaius phoeniceus (red-winged blackbird), 3208 nucleotides long. Lineage: Eukaryota; Metazoa; Chordata; Aves; Passeriformes; Icteridae. The record is from RefSeq and is a predicted model, not a curated record.